Messenger RNA from Aspergillus glaucus CBS 516.65, 1744 nucleotides. Its product is annotated as putative Rab geranylgeranyl transferase escort protein. Gene Ontology annotation, molecular function: GDP-dissociation inhibitor activity. NCBI's taxonomy places the organism in Eukaryota, Fungi, Ascomycota, Eurotiomycetes, Eurotiales, Aspergillaceae. Gene Ontology annotation, biological process: protein geranylgeranylation; vesicle-mediated transport; small GTPase-mediated signal transduction. Bases 54 to 1580 code for a protein of 508 amino acids. The transcript is spliced from 4 exons. Gene Ontology annotation, cellular component: cytoplasm; nucleus; Rab-protein geranylgeranyltransferase complex. The record is from RefSeq and is a predicted model, not a curated record.
UUUUUUUUUUUUUUGGUGACAGCUUUGUCUGCAUUACCAACAGUGUUACCGGGAUGGAGUCACUGGCAGAAACGCCAUGGGAUGUGACCAUCUCUGGAACCGGCCUGGGCCAAUCGUUGUUUGCGCUGGCUCUUUCCAGGUCAGAUAAGAAGGUUCUUCAUAUUGACAAAUGCCCAUACUAUGGAGGUUCCGAGGCUGCCUUCAGCCUCCAGGAAGCUCAGGAAUGGGCCGAUAAUGUGAAUAAACAGCCCGGGCAAUCCCCUUUUGAAGAUGCAGAAGUGCACUCUCCCUCGGAUUCUCGACUGUCAUCCUCACGGGCGUAUACCCUCUCCUUAUCAUCACAUCUGAUCUACUCUCGCUCGCGACUAUUGCCAACCUUGUUGUCUUCCAGGGUCUACCGACAACUGGAAUUUCAGGCCGUCGGGAGCUGGUGGAUUUUUAGGCCAUCUGAAGCGAAUUCCGACUUGUACCGUGUCCCAAGCAGUCGUGAAGAUAUCUUUGCGGAUGACUUUAUCUCUGCCAAGUCGAAACGGACCUUGAUGAAGUUCCUUCGUCACAUCGGCAAACCUCCACAGGAAACUGAAGGUCAACCCGAGGAAGAGGACUUGUCAGUGCCAUUUUCGGAGUAUCUGAGUUCCAAAUUCCAGGUGCCAGCGGAGCUCCAUGACCCUUUGCUCUCGCUCUCCCUGUCUCAGGCGUCCGCCCAGCAGACGUCGGCCGAGUACGCGGUACCCCGCAUCAAAAGGCAUUUGGCGUCGAUUGGUGUAUUCGGUCCUGGUUUCGGGAGUCUGUUGGCCAAGUGGGGAGGUGGCUCUGAGCUCGCUCAAGUCGGAUGCCGAGCUCUUGCAGUCGGAGGUGGCGUGUAUGUUUUGAAUGCAGGCAUCGAGUCAAUUACGAAUUCCUCGAAUUCCGACAAUGGAGAUGAUGCGCGCAUGCAGAUCAAGCUCUCCAACGGCGAGUCAAUCCGGACCAAGUUUGUGGUCGGUUCCCACUGGGAUUUUCCGGGGCAAGCGGGAAAUGAUCAGCCGUCUUGUGAAAAAGCAGCUCGAUCCAUUUCCGUCGUCUCGUCAUCUCUCAAAAGCUUGUUUCCCAUAACGGCAGAAGGAGGCCCACUUCCUGCUGGUGCCGUUGUAGUCUUUCCGGGAAGCUGUCUGGGUCAGGCAGAGGAUUCUCCGCCGGUCUAUCUUUUGAUCCACUCGAGCGAAACUGGGGAAUGCCCUACUGGACAAAGUGUUGUCUAUGGUAGUGUUCGUCUUUCUGGACCUCAAGGGUACAGUCUUCUCGCGACAGCUGUCCAGAAGCUCCUCGAGUCAGUGAGUGACGCAGAAGCCAAAAUACUGUGGUCUCUGCGGUACACGCAACUUGGACGGGCCGGCGACGUGAUUGACGCCGCCCAAGCUCUCAAGUCAAGCUCCCCUUCCGACAGUAUGAUUUGCUUCCCGCCGCUAAGCCUCGAUCACGCGUUUGAUGAUGCGUUGCUCGACAUGGUCAAGGAGGCGUGGAAGAUCGUCCAGGGAGAGGAAGCGAUUGACGAAGAGUUUAUGAAGUUUGAAGAUCGCGAGGGCGUUGAAGACGAGUAGACUCGUAGUUCAUAAUCAUAUUUUUAUUCUCAACUGUUCUUUGUAUAGAAAUUCUCGUACCUGCAAGGAAACAUCGGGUGCCUUGCAUAAAAAUUGAUGCAUCCAAACGACAUCCCACAGGAAUAUUCCGCCGCUGACUACGGAGUACUAUUUAUGGCAUGACG